Messenger RNA from Centruroides sculpturatus (bark scorpion), 4705 nucleotides. RefSeq names its product protein retinal degeneration B-like. The annotation marks the transcript as partial. Gene Ontology annotation, biological process: phospholipid transport. Lineage: Eukaryota; Metazoa; Arthropoda; Arachnida; Scorpiones; Buthidae. The record is from RefSeq and is a predicted model, not a curated record. Gene Ontology annotation, molecular function: phosphatidylcholine binding; phosphatidylcholine intramembrane carrier activity; phosphatidylinositol binding. Gene Ontology annotation, cellular component: cytoplasm. The transcript has 11 exons.
CAUUAAGAAGAACUAUGGUCCGAGCACAUCGCCAAGCUUGGGCGUGGCAGGAUGAAUGGGUUGGGUUGACAUUAGAGGACAUCAGGCGUUUAGAAAAAGAAACUCAGGAAGAGUUGGCUAAGACAAUGUCUGCCAACAAGUGUUUAGAGCAGGACGACAACCCAUGCCAAUCAAGUGGUGCCUUAACAAGAGAAGAAUCAAAUUCUGAGACUACCUCUGAUUUUGAAAAUGAAAUUGAUGCAGAAAUGGAGAGCAUUAAGAAAGUUUCCAAUUCUUCUUUUCAUUUAAGCUCUCAAGACAAGACAUUAAGAGCUUCUUGCUUAGACUUACAAAUGGGAAAUCUGAUUAUGGAAACUAUUGUGCAGAGUUCAGAUCUUAGUUCAGAUGAUGAAUAUUUUGAUGCUGAAGGUAUUUUAUUUCUGAAUCUAAAAAUAUUUUUAGUGGAUUACAUACAGAUGUAUUCACAUUUAUUUAUGGAUUCUACAACAUGUACAUCACCUGCCGUAAAUAGGGGAAGACGUCCUAGCGAAGCCAGUAUUGCCAGUAAUGUAUCAGGAGUUAAUGAUACAAUACCUUUAGCAUCAAUAUCUUCAAUAAGCCAAAGAUGGUGGGGAACAAAGCGACUGGAUUAUGCUCUGUAUUGUCCUGAUGGACUGACAAAUUUUCCACUGAAUGCUUUACCCUACUUGUUUCACGCCAGCUAUUGGGAAUCUACAGAUGUCAUUGCAUUUAUUCUGAGACAAAUUAUUAGAGUUAACAACUUGGGACAUCCUGCAGAGAGCGAAAAGGAAAUUCCUCGCUCUCAGUCGUCUACUGUUCGAGAGAAGUGGUUAAAGAAGAGGACCUCCGUAAAAUUAAAAAACAUAACAGCAAAUCAUAGAGCUAAUGACGUACUAGUCAAAGAAGGAAAUCCACAAGUUCUCAAUGCCAGAUUUAUGUAUGGACCAUUGGACAUGGUUGCCCUGACUGGAGAAAAGAUUGAUAUUCACGUGAUGAAAGAUGUAAGAACGGGAGAAUGGUCUCUCUUCAGCACAGAAGUCACUGACAAGAACGGUCGCAUCAGUUACACUAUACCUGAAGAUAAAAUGUUGACUUAUGGAAUAUUUCCGGUCAAGAUGACAGUCAGGGGAGAUCGCACAUCUUUGGAAUUCCUGUUGGCUGUGGUUCCCCAGAAGACAGAGUGUGUGGUCUUCAGCAUAGAUGGCUCAUUCACAGCCAGUGUGUCCGUCACUGGAAAGGAUCCUAAAGUGAGGGCAGGAGCAGUGGACGUUGUCAGCAAAGUCAAAUUAUUAAAUCAUCUGAUUAUGAGAUACCAAAGAAUGAUUCAUGUAUCUAAAGAAUCUGUUAGAAUAUCCAUUGUACCACACGAAACUGAAGAAGCAAGUUCUCAACAAACAAAAAAAAGAAAAACUGAUAAUGAUGCAUUUAAACAAAUAACUAUAUCUGUGCCUGAAGACAUACUGAUUCAUGCGGCGUACGGAUCCAGUAAGGACAUCUGGGUGUACUCGUCUCUGGGACUGAAACCCGAACAGGUCUUUACCAUUGGAAAAGUCUCAAAAAAACAACACUCAAUUGCCACAGUACUGACAAACGGAUACGCAGUGCACCUAAAUAACCUGAAAGCUCCAGGAGGAUCCAGACCAGCUCAGGGCAAUGCCAGGAUGAUACUGCCACACGGAGGGUUCAGCAAACCUGGACAGUCUCUGAGCUGCCUGCACCAGCGCCGUUCGGCAAAGAGGACCACUUCCUAUCCGCUUUCAGGGCAGAAUGAAUCUUGGCCCAAGUCUCCUUCCAUAAAGAACAAUUAGAUAAUUCCUCUACAAGUCAGACAAGAAAGACUUUUGUACAUUGUCAACUGCAGCAUUCUCUUUAAGCACCAAAGUAAUGUUUCUUACCAUCAAGCGGAAUGUUAACAGAUUUAUCUUUCUUGUACAUAAGAUGGAUACGAUAACCACUUGCAGGUAAAAAAAAAAUAUCUUAGAUAUUUUAUAUGGAUAAACUUAUCUAGAAUGAUGUAACUGUAUCACAAGAUCUCUUUCCCUUCGUAAAGCAUUAGUCAAGUACCAGUCACGUGUUCAAUUUUAACACCUAAUGACUCCUAUAUGUGUGAUCAAUGUCAGGAUGAAUUGUUUCUAGAAGUACACACUCAAAAUAGGUUGUGUUCUCACAAUUAAAUGCCAAGUUCUGAUUUCUUGUUUAGAGAUUGCAUUCCAAUUAUCUCCUGAUAGUUUACAUUCCAUAAUCAUAUAUUAAUUUGUGGCAAGAAAUCUAUACAAAAAACAAAAUGGCAAAUUUUUUACAAUGGAAUAAGAAACUACUAUGCAAGAACAAAAUCCCUAAAGCAAAUAGCAUGUUUUACAGCUUUAAGUGAAUCAAUGAUGAUGCGACACAUAAAAAUAAAAGGAUUUCUCAUAUAUUUUCUUAUUGAGAGAAGGAAGAUCUUUAUUACUGUAUAGUGAAAGUGAAUUUGUAUUUCUAAAACAGGAAAAAGAAAAAUUUUAUUAAUGUCAAACUUGUUCACUUUCCUCAAAAUUAUUUUCAACUCAAAAAAAAAACAAUUAAUGUAAAUAAUUAAUAAUUAAAUAUGGAAAUAACAAUUGUAGUAUGUGGGAAGUAUUCCAUCGUAUCACCCUGCCAGAUUAUCGUGGAGAGAGAAUGCAGAACUGCUGCAAGUGGAUUAGAACAUGGAUCAAGCAUAGGGUGAGUAUGAAUUUUAUUAUUUUUGAUAAUAGAUGAAUGACAAUACAUUUAAGAACACCAUUCAAAAUCAAUAAGUUUUGUAAUAAGCAACAUUAUUAUGUUUCUUGGCAACUGCUAUAAGAGAUUAACAUUUCUUUUAUACAGGGUGGGCCAACGAAAACGAAACGGCAGAGUUAUCGUGCUCGUCCAAGCAAAUCGCUCGGACAGGUUGAUUUUAUUCCCAAGGGGGACAUCUUCUGCAAUAAAGUUUUUGCGAUUCUGAAUACAACAGACAACAAAAAAUUUUAAAAACUCGUGCAUUUUUUUAUUAACUAAACAAACAUUUAUUUCAGAAAAAAAGUAACACAAACUAUUAAGAAACAUAAAAAAAACCUUUUAAGCUGGACCACAUAUGCAAGGAAAAAAUCGAUUAUAAAAUUAAGGCUGAUAAUGUGUUAUCUGUUUCCAGAUGUUCUUUUUUGUAGUGUUCACAUUAAGCUUGACCACUUAAUGAUUCUAUCGGAAUUUAAGAUUAUUUGUUUAUUAUGAAUUUUCUACAUUUAUUGUUAUGGUUUACACAAUUGCUGAAAGGGUAGAAAUAGUAACUCUUCAUUUCAGAAAUUGCAAGUAUGCUUAUCUUACUGCAAAUUUAUUUAAUCAACGCUAUCCAAACAAAUAUUGUAAUGUAAAAUACGUUCUGGAUUUGGUUCAAAAGUUUCAGUUAAUGGGUUCUGUGGCUAACAAAAGACGCGACCCCGGACGUGAACGUCCAGUAAGUAAUGAAUCGACAGAGAUGUGGUGCUCUAUUCGAACAUUUAUUUUGAAUACUUAAGAAAAAGUUAUCAUGUUUGUUACUUUAUUUGAAAUAAAUGUUUGUUUAGUUAAUAAAAAAUGAACGAGUUUUUAAAAUUUUUUGUUGUCUGUUGUAUUCAGAAUCGCAAAAACUUUAUUGCUGAAGAUGUCUCCCUUGAGAAUAAAAUUGAUCUGUCCGAACGAUUUGCUUGGACGAACACGAUUACUCUGCCGUUUCGUUUUCGUUGGCCCACCCUGUAUAGAAAAGAUUGUUGUGCACUAAGUAACAGCUUCCUUUGAAGGAGAAAAUUCAAAUAUGCAUGCAAUUACAAAAUACAAAAGAUCAUCUUUUGUUUUGUUUAAUUUGAUUUCUCAGAAAUGAGCCUACAUUGAGCACUUUAAAUAUAUAUACUUCAUAUGGUUCCUAAAAUUGCAUUAAUGUAAGGGAAUGUUCAUAAACCAUGUACCCAAAAUUUGGAAAUUGACCCCCCUUCCCCUUCUGGUAAUUCUUUGUGCCCAAACCACUUAAAAAAUACCAGAUGGGAGAAUAGCAAAAGCUUUUUUGUAACUCUGUUCAAUAGACAAUAAAAUGAAGACACAUUAACUGUUUAAUUGUUCACACUAUACAAACCCUGCUACUUACCAUUAUUCAUUCCAGCAAACUCUGCUGACCCUUUUUCAUAUAAAGUUACAGCCUUCCAUGCUCUAACAAGACAGGCCUUUACAUAACAUACUAAUUGGGAAAACAGUUUAGUGGAGCUAAAACAUAUUGAGGACAUAGCAGUAAACAAGUGUAUAGAAAAGACCCUAAUACAUAAUUUAUCCUGUGCCUAUACAACCAAUUAGCCACACCCAACAUCUCCAACACCCAAUGGACUUCCCAACAGAAGUCAGGAUUGCAACCCUAACUCCAGGCACACUACAUAUGGUGUUUAAAUGCUGGUUAUACUCUAUUAUAAAGAAAUUGCUGGCCAUACGGGUACCAAAAUUGCAUACGGAAAUUCCGCACGAUAUAUAAGUUAUGACACAACAGAAAGGAGAAGACCGAUGAACAUAGAGCCCCUGGGAUGUGCAGGGUUCCUGUAAGGGACAACAAGUUCCAAAGGAAUUUAGUUUAUAUUGGUUCCACUAUAUGCUCAGUACAAAAAAGGGUGCAAGAACAUCGAUACGGCAUUGUAAACAACUGACCCUGACAUGCGUGCCGACCUCCAAAAUGCCAGGUUAAUAAGGCAAU